This is a messenger RNA of Symbiodinium sp. CCMP2592, 612 nucleotides long. NCBI's taxonomy places the organism in Eukaryota, Dinophyceae, Suessiales, Symbiodiniaceae. The record is from the annotation of a GenBank genome assembly.
AUGGCUCGUCGCAGCGCGUUCGGCCGUGCGGUGCUGCUCGUGGGAGCUCUGGCUCUGGUGAGGACGCUCUUUGGAUCCACCGCCUUCACGGGCAUGACUGGCAAGAACCUCUCUUCAGGACCCCAGUGCCAGAUCGUGGUGGCUAGGAAGGUGAGCGAGGGUGACUCGCUCCCAUCCGUGGACGUGGAUGUUAGCAAGCCCGGUGACACGGUGAACGUUGCCGAGCUCUUCAAAGGCAAGAAGGGCGUGCUCUUCGCCGUCCCAGGUGCCUUCACGCCAACUUGCUCCGAGAAGCACCUGCCAGGCUACAUUGAGCAGUCAGAAGAACUGAAGGCCGCAGGAGCCGAGGUCAUUGCCUGCGUGGCCGUCAACGACCCCUUUGUUAUGAGCUCCUGGGGAAAGCAGCAGGAGGCCGAGGGCAAGGUCACGAUGCUUGCUGACACCAAGUGCGAGCUGACGAAGGCCCUGGACAUGGAGCUGGACGCCACCGCCAAGCUCGGCAAUGUUAGGUCGCAGCGAUAUGCCAUGAUUGUGGACGAUGGCAAGAUCACCAAGCUGGCCACGGGCGACGACUCGUUCGCGCCUGACAUCUUGGAAGCCCUCAAGCGCUGA